UGCUCUUUCUGGGGUUACUUGUGUCUUCUCAUAAACAAAGAAAUUGAAGGUCAAGUUAUCUUCUCUCAAAAAUCAAAAUGAAUGAGAUAAUUACACAAACAGUAAUUUCCCAACCAAUUUAUUUUAGGAAUUUGUAAUGUUUGAUGAUCCUAUUUUCUCUCAUUUUGUUGUUUGAUUUGUAAUAAUAGUAGUAAAUUCUGGGAUUAGAAAAUGGGAAAGCAACGAUCUCUUCGAAGCAAAGCAGUCAAUCUUGUGUCUGACUUCACCACUGUUCUUCUUAACCCUAUUUCUGAUAAACCCUCCAAGAACCCACCUCAUGAUAAUGAAACUGACUCAGAGAAAAGUCAUGUUGAGUCAAAUUCUGAAGAGGGUACUUUGCCUACAGUUGAGGGACCUGAUACCUCAUCUUUCAGUGCCUUUCUUUAUUCUCUACUAAAAGAUGACUACUUUAGUGCUGAAAGAGAAGGUGGGCAGCAUAGUAAAGCACCUGUAAAAGCUGAAUCGGAAUCCGAAACUGAAACUGAAGCUAGACCUGAAAUUAAGCCUGAAGUUGUAGCAGAACCUGAAAAUGUAACUGUUGUGAAAGAGAGUGGUGGAAAGAGAGGGUUAAUAUCUAGAGGGAGACAGUCUAUUGGUAAAGCUAUGAGUUAUGCUGCAAGAUUAGCAUGGUACCGGAAUCAAACAUCAGGGCGAAUGUCGAACCAUGAAACUAAAACUGAUGAUAAAAAUGGAUGCCAAGAUGGAGGAAAUUUGAGUCCAAAGGAAGGCACAGAUGAAAUCCUAUCAUUGGGUGAACUUCCAGAUAUGUCUGAAAAUUCAUUGCUUCUUUCACAGAAAACCCGGGUCAAACUGUAUGCUUCCCUUCCAUCCCUUGUUAAAGGGCGAAAAUGGGUGUUGCUAUACAGCACAUGGAGACAUGGCAUAUCACUCUCAACCUUGUACCGGAAAAGUAUGCUCUGCCCUGGCUUGAGUUUACUGGUGGUUGGUGACCGACGAGGUGCAGUUUUUGGCGGCUUGGUUGAGGCACCUCUCAAACCCUCUAAGAGCAAGAGAUAUCAGGGGUCAAAUAGCACAUUUCUAUUUACAGAUGUACCUGGCCAGCCAAUUAUUUAUCGUCCCACAGGUGCAAAUCGAUAUUAUACGGUGUGUUCCCCUGAUUUCCUUGCACUUGGUGGUGGUCAACAUUUUGCACUUUACCUUGAUAGUGAUCUAUUGAAUGGAUCAAGUGCAUCAUCUGAAACCUAUGGCAAUUCUUGCCUCUCACUCUCUGAAGACUUUGUUGUGAAAGAAGUUGAGUUAUGGGGCUUUGUAUAUGCUUCGAGGUAUGAGGAGAUUCUUGCUUUAAGUCAGAAUGAGCUACCUGGAAUUUGUAGAUGGUGACUUAUAAACAGUCGUAAUGCCCGGAGUGAUUCUUGAAACAUGAUUUUGCCAAAUUUUAGGUGCUCUUGAAAGUUUUAACUAACUUGCUGAUGCCCAACAUUGUAUAUAUCCUAGUGUAUAUAUCACAUAAUAUGACAUGGGAUGAUGGGAAGAAACGUUAAAGCUACUGCUUUUUGUACAGAUUGUAUGAAGUUGUAUCUUGUAUGUAUAGAGAUCCUGCAAAAGCUUUAAUUCUGAUAUAAGUAUAGAUUUGUAAGGGCACCACUUAACAGUGCCCUUGUCACUCGAGGAUUAUUGCUUACUUAUA
This is a messenger RNA of Beta vulgaris subsp. vulgaris (sugar beet), 1687 nucleotides long. Its product is annotated as oxidation resistance protein 1. The record is from RefSeq and is a predicted model, not a curated record. NCBI's taxonomy places the organism in Eukaryota, Viridiplantae, Streptophyta, Magnoliopsida, Caryophyllales, Amaranthaceae. Bases 211 to 1380 code for a protein of 389 amino acids. The transcript is spliced from 8 exons.